Molecule: messenger RNA, 3687 nt
Organism: Mustela lutreola (European mink)
Lineage: Eukaryota; Metazoa; Chordata; Mammalia; Carnivora; Mustelidae
Gene: GPLD1
Product: glycosylphosphatidylinositol specific phospholipase D1
Exons: 28
Coding region: 248-2890 (880 amino acids)
Cellular component (GO): extracellular matrix; extracellular region
Molecular function (GO): GPI anchor phospholipase D activity
Source: RefSeq, a predicted model, not a curated record
GAGGCGGCGUAGGGGACGCGGAGCAGCGCCCUCUCCCGCGUCCUUGGCGCCGCAACUGGUCCUCGGCGCGCCGCCUCUCUCUCCGGCAGACGUGCGAAAGCUCCCCGGAGAUGCACCUGCGGGCCUCACCCUGCCGCUCUCGAGUGCUCAUUUGUGUUGGUAUCUGUUGCCCAAUCCGGAACGAGAAGCCAGCGCCAGCUGAUCAUCAUAAAAGCUCUCCCAGCGACUGUGGCUUCGGAGGCCAGGGAUGCCGGGCCCCCUGAUCCACGUGUGCGAAAGAUGCCCGAGGGAUCUGCCCUCUGAGCUGAGGUGGCCCAGCAUGCGGACCCUCCAUCUAGGCAGGAAAUCUGGAGGACACCCGGGUCAGAAAGUAGCCAUGCCCCCUGCUCAGGACAUUCACAUUUCGGCUGAUGGCUUUUUCCCCUCUCCCAGGUUCUGGCUUGGCCUGCUGAUCGCGCUGGGCUCCCUCUGCCCGGCAGGCUCGCCCUGCGGCAUCUCCACGCACAUCGAGAUAGGACACAGAGCUCUGGAGUUUCUCCACCUUCAGGAUGGGAGAGUUAACUACAAAGAGCUGUUACUUAAGCACCAGGAUGCGUACCAGGCUGGAGCCGUGUUCCCUGAUGCCUUCUACCCCAGCAUCUGCGAGAGAGGAAAGUUCCACGAUGUGUCCGAGAGCACGCACUGGACCCCCUUCCUGAACGCCAGCGUCCAUUAUAUCCGAGAGAACUACCCGCUUCCCUGGGAGAAGGACACGGAGAAACUGGUGGCUUUCCUGUUCGGCGUUACCUCUCACAUGGCGGCGGACGUGAGCUGGCACAGCCUGGGCAUCGAGCAGGGGUUCCUUCGCACCAUGGGCGCCGUUGACUUUCACGGCUCCUAUUCCGAAGCGCAUUCGGCGGGCGAUUUCGGAGGAGAUGUGUUGAGCCAGUUCGAGUUCAAUUUUAAUUACCUCGCACGGCGCUGGUACGUGCCCGUUGAAGAUCUGCUGGAAAUUUACAAGCAACUCUAUGGCCGAGAAGUCAUCACCAGAAGUGCAAUCAUUGACUGUUCAUACCUUCAGUUCUUGGAAAUGUACGGAGAGAUGUUAGCUAUUUCCAAGCUUUAUCCCACGUAUUCCAGAAAGUCUCCAUUUUUGGUGGAACAGUUCCAAGAGUAUUUCCUGGGGGGACUGGACGACAUGGCGUUUUGGUCCACUAAUAUCUACCGUCUGACGAGCUUCAUGCUGGAGAACGGGACCAGCGACUGCAGCCUGCCUGAGAACCCUCUGUUCAUCACAUGCGUCCAGGCAGGUGGGCCAUGCGGCAGCCAGCCAGCCAGCAGCCAGGGCAGUUCACGAGUACAGAAAAAUGAUUUCCAUAGGAAUUUGACUGCAUCCUUAAGUAAAGAUGUCAGGAAAAAUAUCAACCACACCAGCAGAGGCGUGUUCUUUAGUGUGGAUUCGUGGACCUCGGAUUCCCUCACUUUUAUGUACCAGGCUUUGGAGAGGAACAUCCGGACAAUGUUCACGGGCAGCUCCCAGCGGUCCUACAAGCAUGUGUCCAGCCCCUUGGCGUCUUACUUCCUGUCUUUUCCCUACACAAGACUCGGCUGGGCACUGACUUCGGCUGACCUCAACCAGGAUGGGUACGGGGACCUGGUGGUGGGCGCCCCCGGCUACAGCCGCCCCGGCCACCCCCAGGUGGGCCGCGUGUACCUCCUCUACGGCAACGAGCUGGGGCUGCCCCCUAUCGACCUGGAUCUCGACCGGGAGGCCCACGUGACCCUGGAGGGUUUCCAGCCUUCAGGUCGGUUUGGCUCGGCCUUGGCCGUGCUGGACUUCAACAAGGACGGCGUGCCGGACCUGGCCGUGGGCGCGCCGUCGGGGGGCUCCGAGAAGCUUGCCUACACGGGUGCGGUGUACAUCUACUUCGGUUCCAGACGAGGAAGAAUGUCUUCCGGCCCUAACGUCACCAUCUCCUGCCAGGACACGUACUGUAACUUGGGCUGGACGCUCCUGGCUGCAGACCUGAAUGGAGACGGCGAGCCCGAUCUGGUCAUGGGCUCCCCUUUCGCGCCGGGCGGAGGGAAACAGAAGGGCAUGGUGGCUGCGUUUUAUUCCGAUCCCAGCUGGAGCCACAAAGAAGAGCUGGGCGUGGAGGCGGCCAACUGGACGGUGCGGGGCGAGGCGGACUUCUCCUGGCUCGGCUACGCGCUCCACGGGCUCCGCGUGAGCAACAGAAGCGUGCUGCUGGUCGGGAGCCCAACUUGGAGGAACACUCAAGGACUGGCCCCCCAGUCCCGCGCUCGCGACGAGAAGCAGAGCCUCGGACGGGUGUACGGCUUUCUGCCCCCAAACUGCCAAAGCUCCUUUACCAUUUCCGGAGACAAGGCGAUGGAGAAGCUGGGGGCCUCCCUGUCCAGUGGCCACGUGCUGGUGAACGGGACCCGGAAACAGGUGUUGCUGGUGGGAGCCCCGACUCGAGACGACGUGUCCAAAAUGGCAUUCCUGACCAUGACCUUGCACCAAGGCGGAAGCGCUCGGAUGUACGAGCUGACCCCCGACACCCAACCUUCUCUGCUCAGCACCUUCAGCGGGGACCGCCGCUUCUCUCGAUUUGGCGGAGUUCUGCACUUCAGUGACCUGGACGGCGAUGGCUUAGAUGAAGUCCUCGUGGCAGCCCCCCUGAGGAUAACCGAUGUCACCUCGGGACUGAUGGGCGGGGAAGACGGCCGUGUUUAUGUGUAUAAUGGCAAAGACAUCACCUUUGGUGACAUGACAGGCAAAUGCAAAUCGUGGAUGGCUCCGUGUCCUGAAGAAAAGGCCCAGUACGUACUGGUUUCUCCCGAGGCAAGUUCAAGGUUCGGGAGCUCUGUGGUCACCGUGAGGUCUAAAGACAAGCUAGACCACUGAACCCAGCCAUUCGGUUAUGUUAGAAUCGGACUCGCACAGAACCGUGCAGGCUCUGAGACCAAGCCCCACCUUUGAGAAGCACACGGUCCACAUGCACAGGAAGGAGAGGAAAAUGCCCAUCAGGGCAGGACUAAGGGCUAAAGAGAGCGGACAGGACCAGCUGGGGCACAGCUGGCCCCGUUCUGGCGCUGGGGGACACUGCCCUCUGGUGGCCCACAGUUCAAGUGGCCCUUGCCUGACUCCAUUUCCAGGCAAGACUGAACAAAAUGUAGGGUUACCCAGAACAAAAGAUGGCUUACUAAAUUUAUGGGAGCAUUCUCAAAAGGUCUGGUGACAGAUUACAUCGUAAGCUUGGCUUACACUUAAAAUUCAUUUUCCCAAAAGUUAGAUAUUCUCAAGAACCCGUGAAUCAUACAUGACUCCCAGAAGCUGCAGGGGAGCUGUAGAUUGUAAGGAGCCGGCAGUCGACUCUUUGCUGUUUAACAGUGCAAGUUCGCCUUUGUCAGAAGAGUUCACCGAGGUGGACACUCCAGUUAGUUGGCCCAGCUCCCUGGGACUGCGGCGUGAAGCCCCGAGUCCAGGUCCGCUGCGGAGCGGACACGGACAGUCCGAGGCAGAGGAGCGCGGCCGCUCCCUGACCUCCCGCGGUGGGCCAGUUCGCGCCCGGGCCGGGGUCGGGACUCAGCCUGCACCUGAGCCGCCUCCGUCCCCACCUCUGAACCCUCCUGUUACCCCACGCCCCCAUCUCUGUGCCACCGGAGCACAGCAGGUGCCUGGACUCGGGCAGGGACGUCACG